Perognathus longimembris pacificus (Pacific pocket mouse) is the source of this 1921-nucleotide messenger RNA. It is a transcript of the gene Saraf, whose product is annotated as store-operated calcium entry associated regulatory factor. The record is from RefSeq and is a predicted model, not a curated record. Bases 141 to 1163 code for a protein of 340 amino acids. Gene Ontology annotation, biological process: regulation of store-operated calcium entry. Gene Ontology annotation, cellular component: endoplasmic reticulum membrane. Lineage: Eukaryota; Metazoa; Chordata; Mammalia; Rodentia; Heteromyidae. The transcript has 6 exons.
CCGCGGCGCCGCAGUUCCACCGUCCCCUCGGAGCCGCCGGUCCGCCCAGUGGCUGCGCAGCAGCGGCCGCGUCGACCCCCGCAGCCCGUCGCGGGCCCGAGAGCGCCCGGUGCCGCCGCGCGCCGUCCCCACCCAGCGCCAUGGCCGCGGUUGGCGGGCGGGGAGGCGCCGAGCGCUGCCCGCCCUCGGUGCCGCUGCUGCUGCUGCUGCUGCUCGCGGGCCCCGCUUGGUGCUGGAACGACCCCGACAGAAUGCUGUUGCGGGAUGUGAAGGCUCUAACGCUCCACUAUGACCGCUACACCACCUCCCGGCGGCUGGAUCCAAUCCCCCAGCUGAAAUGCGUUGGAGGCACUGCUGGCUGUGAUUCUUACAUCCCUAAAGUCAUUCAGUGUCAGAACAAAGGCUGGGAUGGCUAUGAUGUGCAGUGGGAAUGCAAGACUGAUUUAGACGUUGCCUACAAAUUUGGGAAGACAGUGGUGAGCUGCGAAGGCUACGAGUCGAGUGAGGACCACUACGUCCUCAGAGGCUCCUGCGGCUUGGAGUACAACUUAGAUUACACCGACAUUGGCCUGAAGAAGCUGAAAGAGUCUGGAAGGCACGCUGGCUCUUCCUUCUCUGAUUAUUACUACAAGUGGUAUUCUGCAGACUCGUGUGGCCUUGGGGGACUGCUCACGAUUGGGGUGUUGCUUACCAUUGCCUUUGUGGUGUAUAAGUUGUUCCUCAGUGACGGGCCGUGCUCUCCGCCGCCGUAUUCCGAGUACCCUCCAUAUAAUCACCAUUCUCAGGGGUUCACCAACAACGCAGGACCCCCUCCUCCAGGCUUCAAGACCGACUUUACAGGACCACACAAUACUGGUCGUGGUGCAGCAUCCGGUUUUGGAAGUGCCUUUGCAGGACAACAAGGAUAUGAAAAUUCCGGACCAGGGUUCUGGACUGGCCUGGGAACUGGAGGAAUACUGGGAUAUUUGUUUGGCAGCAAUCGAGCAGCAACACCCUUUUCAGACUCAUGGUACUACCCAUCUUAUCCUCCUUCGUACUCCAGCGCGUGGAAUAGUCGUGCUUACUCCCCGCUUGGUGGAGGCGCCGGGACCUAUUCGGCAUGCUCGCAUCCAGAGACAAAAACCAGGAGCGCGUCAGGUUAUGGUGGUACUAGAAGACGAUAAAGUAGAAAGUUGGAAGUCAAACACUGGAUGCAGAAUUUCUGAUUUGUCAUCACUUCCUCUUUAAAAAAAGUGCCACUUGCUAACAUCUGGGAAAAGGGGAUAUCCCCAAGUUCUGUGGCCUUUUGUCCUGUAGAGCUUUUUGUAUGCUAUUGUCUGUGGCGCAGAGUGAUACAUGUGACAAAGUGCUUCUGUACUGUGUGGUAGUGCCGCGUGUAUGUGUACUGCAGUUGUUGAGGGCAGUGAUUACUGUGAAAUGCCGGGAACGUAGUUUCCUUCUCUUCUCAGCCCUGUGAUGCCCCGGCACGCACUGAGCCCGAAGGUGCUGUGCUGAUAGGGACCGAGAAUACGCCUAGCUGGUUUACCUCAGAGAAACAAUAUUCUGUUCAGCAUCACCUUAUUUGGCAUUUGCUGUUCUUUGAGCAGUGAAGCCGGGCUUCGGACUACUAAUUAUGUUUGCUAAUUUGUGGCUUGGGCUCACUUUUGUGACCCUGAGCGUUGAGUCCUAGGGUGGUGAGCUUUUGGCAAGUGAGUAUUACCUUUUAUAGGAAAAGGUAGGAAAGAAGCAUGUGCCGUUGUUCCGAAUGAUUGUGUGCUGACAAAUACGCUUGAAACCCCUAGAUUUCAAUUCCCAGAGGUAAAAUACUAAUGCUUUCACAAGGGUCUUUUCAUAGUAAAAGCAUGCAGUUCUCUGUGGACCCUUAAGUGAUGUUGUAACCGUCUGCUCCAAUCUUACAUUAAAAUGACAGAAUAAAUAAAAA